Molecule: messenger RNA, 2736 nt
Organism: Pteronotus mesoamericanus
Lineage: Eukaryota; Metazoa; Chordata; Mammalia; Chiroptera; Mormoopidae
Gene: DUS2
Product: dihydrouridine synthase 2
Exons: 16
Coding region: 89-1570 (493 amino acids)
Biological process (GO): tRNA dihydrouridine synthesis
Cellular component (GO): cytoplasm
Molecular function (GO): tRNA binding; tRNA dihydrouridine synthase activity; flavin adenine dinucleotide binding
Source: RefSeq, a predicted model, not a curated record
GUAAGGCACGCGGAAUUGGCGAAUCUUGAGGAAGAAGGGAGGAACUGUAGAGUUCAGCAGCGGCGAGGUCUGCUUGAGCAGAGGAAGAAUGAUUGUGAACAGCCUCUCACUGUGCUACCACAACAAACUCAUCUUAGCUCCUAUGGUUCGGGUAGGGACUCUCCCAAUGCGGCUGCUGGCCCUGGACUAUGGAGCGGACAUCGUGUACUGUGAGGAGCUGAUCGACCUCAAGAUGCUUCAGUGCAAGAGAGUUGUCAAUGAUGUGCUCAGCACAGUGGACUUUGUUGCCCCUGAUGACCGAGUAGUCUUCCGCACCUGCAAAAGAGAACAGAGCAGGGUCGUCUUCCAGAUGGGGACUUCAGAUGCAGAGCGAGCCCUUGCUGUGGCCAGACUUGUAGAAAACGAUGUGGCUGGUAUUGAUGUCAACAUGGGCUGUCCAAAAGAGUAUUCCACCAAGGGAGGAAUGGGAGCUGCUCUGCUGUCAGACCCUGACAAGAUUGAGAAGAUCCUCAGUACUCUUGUUAAAGGGACACGCAGACCUGUGACCUGCAAGAUUCGCAUCCUACCGUCGCUGGAAGAUACCCUGAGCCUUGUGAAGCGGAUAGAGAGCACUGGCAUUGCUGCCAUCACAGUUCAUGGGAGGAAGCGGGAGGAACGACCUCAACACCCUGUCAGCUGUGAAACCAUCAAAGCCAUUGCUGAAACCCUCUCCAUUCCUGUCAUAGCCAAUGGAGGAUCUCACGACCAUAUCAAAGAUUUUUCGGACAUCGAGGAUUUUCGACAAGCUACGGCAGCUUCUUCAGUGAUGGUGGCCCGUGCUGCCAUGUGGAACCCAUCCAUCUUCCUCCAGGAGGGUCUGCGGCCCCUGGAGGAGGUCAUGCAGAAGUACAUCCGAUACGCUGUGCAGUAUGACAAUCACUACACCAAUACCAAGUACUGCUUGUGUCAGAUGCUACGAGAACAGCUGGAGUCGCCCCAGGGAAAGUUGCUCCAUGCUGCCCAGUCUUCCCGGGAAAUUUGUGAGGCUUUUGGCCUUGGUACCUUCUAUGAGGAGACCACCCGAGAACUGGACACGCGGCGGGCUGAGCUCUUGGCCAGGACCCCAGAGGAGGAGAAGGAGCCAGCUGAAGACACCUCUGGUGUCAUUAAGAUGGCCGUCAAGUUUGACCGGAGAGCAUACUCUCCCCAGAUCACCCCCAAGAUGUGCCUGUUGGAAUGGUGCCGGAGGGAGAAGUUGGCACAACCUGUAUAUGAAACGGUUCAACGCCCCCUGGAUCGGCUCUUCCGUUCUGUUGUCACUGUUGCUGAGCAAAAGUACCAGUCUACCUUGUGGGACAAGUCCAAGAAACUGGCGGAGCAGGCUGCAGCCAUCGUCUGUCUACGGAGCCAGGGCCUCCCUGAGGGUCGGCUGGGUGAGGAGAGUUCCUCCUUGCACAAGCGUAAGCGGGAGAUACCUGACCAAGACCCUGGGGGCCCCAGAGCUCAAGAGCCAGCACUGCCUGGGGAUCUGUGCAAGAAGCCCUUUGUAACCUUGGGAAGUAGUAAAGACAACCCUCUGGAAGGCUGGUGACCACUGUCUACCUUGGUUACCAUCCCCCCACUGUGGGCCUGGCCCUAAGGUAACUGUGGGUACAGAACAUAAACCAGAUGAUAUUGGACAGUUUGCUGCCCCUGCCUGACAGGUGUUCAGAGGUUCUGGCCUGGCCCAUCAGCCUGGAGCAUGGGCCAAAGGGAGCCCAGAGUGCCUACCUCUCAUGGUCAGUCUGAGUAGCAGGGCCAAGUUUCCAAUGACCUCAGUAUUUUCUUUGAAAACAGGGGCUUUUUCAGUGGCACCUCCCUAACCUGACAUUGGUACAGUGCAAUAAAGACACCCUCUACUCUUACCCACGGCUGGCUGCUUCAGCCUUGGGCAUCUUCACAUACAGACUGAUGGAUGGAUGGAUGACCGGGCAUGAUUAUUCUGCUCCCACCCUCUGUGAAGAGCUGGAGCUUCCUUAAAUGCCUAUUUCCUAACUAUCCUUGCAAAUCUGGGAGGAAGUGAGGGGCAGGAUAUCACCUUAAGUGCUCAGUGGACUUGAGCUGAGCCAGGAAGACCGAAGAAGCCCAUUCUACUGAUGACAAACCUGAGGCAAUGGCCAUCGGUUGGCUUUCUCGAUGAGAGACGACGAUAUGGAACCUGCGGGAACAAUUAGGGUAUCUGGACCUACUCAGGCAAGUUGGGAGCGCUGGGUGUGAGCCCAGCUAUCUGGAGCUCACACCUACAAAGUGCCUGCUCUGGGCAGAAGACUUUGGAGACUGCUGAUGACAACAAUUUGGGGCCCUUGCGAUUGCCUGCCCACGCCACCUCCCCACCCCCACCAUCCGGUUUGAGCCGGAAGUGGCAGAUUCUCUUUAAUUUCCUCCUGGCAGUGAGAAGCAAACAAACGGCUACCACAACUCAACUUGUGGGGCCACCCCCGCUUACUGGGAGGGGCAUUCUGACCAAAGGUCCCUGCCCAGAGCUGCUCCUUCUUCCUCAGCUGUAAACAUGUUGCUUCUCCCCUUUCCCAAGCUCUGAGGGAAGAGGGGAAUCCCCUCUGGGCCAAGACUAUGCUCCUCCCAUCUCCCCAAGGUCAGGCCCCUGCACCAGCCAGCAGCCCCGGCCGUUCCAGCCUGACUCAAGGGUUGUGCUGGUGAGGGCUCUGUCUCAGUCCCGAACCACUACGUUGCUCUUCUGUGUGCAGAUAAGGAUACCGU